Messenger RNA from Candidozyma duobushaemuli, 693 nucleotides. Its product is annotated as J-type chaperone. The record is from RefSeq and is a predicted model, not a curated record. Gene Ontology annotation, biological process: [2Fe-2S] cluster assembly; protein complex oligomerization. NCBI's taxonomy places the organism in Eukaryota, Fungi, Ascomycota, Pichiomycetes, Serinales, Metschnikowiaceae. The transcript has a single exon. Gene Ontology annotation, cellular component: mitochondrion. Gene Ontology annotation, molecular function: ATPase activator activity; protein-folding chaperone binding. The coding region runs from base 1 to 693 and encodes 230 amino acids.
AUGUGGUGCUCAAUUCGGCGCAAUGCUGCUCAAGGGCUCUUAAAAUCGGCCAAAAGGAGCUAUGCAGCUCACGUCAAAAGCUAUUUCGAGCUUUAUCCAAAAACAUUUCCUCAAGGUGGCCCUCCUAAGGACUCCUUCAUUAUCAAUGACAGACUGCUAAGAAGAGAACACAGGGGUCUUCAGAGCCAGAACCAUCCGGAUAUUGUGAUGGGCUCAGCAUCACUUCUGAAUGGUGAAGGCGAAGAGGCAAAAAGUGAGAACCAGAUUUCUGCACUUUUAAAUAAGGCCUACUCGACGAUCAAGAACCCAUACACUAGGGCGGCCUACCUUAUAAAAAUUCAGCACCCUGAGAAGCUUGACAUCACACAAGACGAGACAUCAAAAGACCUAAUUGCGAAGUUUCAGCAGUCCUCGUCCGAAUAUACUUUGGACUAUAAGAUGCUACUAAUGACAGUGCUAGAUGCUCACGAAGCGCUUGAGAUGGCUGCGAACGAGGGUGACUUGGAGUCUUUGGCUGUUGAAAAUGACGAAAGGGUAGAAGAGAGCGAGGAGAAAUUGGAGCGUUUGUUCAAAACCGAACCUGUGCCAUGGAAUGACAUCUUGAUCGAGACAAUUAGAUUGAAGUACUGGAUGAAUAUUGCCAAUGGCAUCAAGGAAUGGGAGCCCGGUAAGCCUGUCCACUUGACUCAUUAA